Messenger RNA from Nilaparvata lugens (brown planthopper), 1811 nucleotides. It is a transcript of the gene Rad51D, whose product is annotated as DNA repair protein RAD51 homolog 4. Gene Ontology annotation, molecular function: ATP-dependent DNA damage sensor activity; four-way junction DNA binding; single-stranded DNA binding. Lineage: Eukaryota; Metazoa; Arthropoda; Insecta; Hemiptera; Delphacidae. The coding region runs from base 267 to 1241 and encodes 324 amino acids. The record is from RefSeq and is a predicted model, not a curated record. Gene Ontology annotation, cellular component: replication fork; Rad51B-Rad51C-Rad51D-XRCC2 complex; centrosome. Gene Ontology annotation, biological process: telomere maintenance; DNA strand invasion; reciprocal meiotic recombination. The transcript has 5 exons.
GAUCGCAGUCUUUCGUAAAGGCGCAGUUGAGCUCAUCUCAGAACUCAGUUCCUUGUUCACCAAAAAUGCCAUUUCCUCUCUUUGUUACCUUCUUUAUUCAAAGGCAAUGCAUCUAAUCAUGUGCAAAGGAAUUUUCAUUUAUUUGUUUAGUAUUUCAUUGUUAAUUAGUUUUGUACCACAAAUAAUCAGUUGAAUUUUCAAGUUUAGUCUGAGGUUUAAUAUCCAAUUCAAAUCUCGCGUUGAUAGGGAAGAGUGGAAGGGGUAAAAUGGCCCGCCUAACUCCGGAAAUUGAUGUGAAUUUGAAUUUACCUAUAAUAAAACAACUGGAACUAAAAAAUAUAUUUACUGUUUUGGAUUUUCUGGAGGAGGAUGCCGAUAGAUUAUGCACGAUUACGGGACUCGUUUACAAGAAUAUCAUUGAAAUUCGAAGGCAAAUUCUAUCCAAAUUCAGUGCAAAAAGCAAUAAUGGAUUGGAAUGCUACAAGAAAAUGCUUGUUAUGACGGCUAAAAUCAACACAGGAAUAAAGAAGCUUGAUGAUUUACUGGAAGGGGGUAUGUUGACUGGAAACAUCUAUGAAAUAUGUGGUCUGUCAGGAAUCGGAAAAACUCAACUUUGUUUCACAAUUGCUUCACAUGUCACUACAAAUUUAAAACAGCCAGUAUACUAUGUGGACACGAAGCAUGACUUCUCCAGCCAACGAAUUUUGCAAAUAAUGAGAACCCACCACUUCAACGAUAUGGAAAUCCAAGCAGCAAUGGAAAACCUAAAAGUGACAAGAGUGAACGAUAUUUAUGAGAUGAUCACGUUCCUACAUUCUCUGGGAUCAAUGCUUGAGAAUAUGCCAUGCCGACUGAUCAUAGUGGAUUCCAUCACUGCACUAUUCACACCGUUCUUGAACGAACAAAGAAAUGACGGUCUUGGUCUUUUGAACCAUGUGGCCGCCACAAUGAAGAGAAUAUCGGUCACCUACCAGACGGUAUUUGUGACAGUAAAUCUGGCGACCAGUUUCAUAGACAACGAUGACUUGGAUGGCCAGCAGACAGCCGACGUGUGCUGGUACGGCGACAUUCGGCCCAAACUGGGCAAAGCGUGGAUGCAUAUGCCAGCCAGCCGUCUGCUCAUGCAUAGAGAAUCAAGCAUGCCAGACCACGAGAGAAUCGUCACUCUUAUCAAAUCCACUGACCUCCAGUUGGCCAAGAAAUGUGUGCUGAAAGUUACUAGCAGUGGACUGGAGGGUUAAACCAUAGAAGGCAUAUUUUUUACUCCAUGGUUAAACUCUUGUCAUUCCAAGAUAAUUAAAUGGCUGUGAUGUAUUCGAAAGUACAAGAUGGAUUAAUAAAUGGUCAUCACCCGCAACAAAAGAAAUAUUUUUGCUGGACUGUAAGUGUUCUAAUUGAAAAUCAUUUAAGCCUUGUAUGGAAAUCAAAUCGCAUUAAGAAUUAUAAAUGAGGAGUCAUGCGAUAUUUAUAUUAUGUAUUCAAUUAAUUGUCAAAAAACAAGAAUAUAAGUAUUAUUUCUCCCAAGGAUUUUCGUCAAAUUAAUUGUAUACCGUACCAGAAUACUAUGUCUUCAAUUCUAUUGAAAAUGUAGAAUAUUAGGCUACAGUAACUAGAUAUUAAAAUAAUUCAAUAGUUUUUUUAAAGGAGAAUAGAAUUACAAUUGUGAAUGAUUGAUUAAAUUAAUAAAUACAUCCAUGUUCUUUCAAUUUUAUAUGAUCUUUCGGUAUUCAAUGAGAAUAAGAAUUUGUUAAUAUUAUUGUAUUGAAAAAAGGCUGCUAAUGCCUAUAAAAAUAGUUAUUCAUAAAAACACA